AUGUCAUAUCAACUUUAUUUACACCGUAGCUUUGAUAUUCAAUUAUCUCCUGUGGCGGCGGCGAUUAUUGACUGGGCACCUACGCGUCGUGAUGGUCAGGUGAGUUCUGAUUUAUCGUCUGGUUUAUCAUCCUCAGGUGAGUCUACAAAUACCAUGGGAAAUAGAAAAGGGAGUAAACCCGCUCGGGAUGGGGAAAAUGAGGACAAAAUGGGGAAGUUGAUGUCUCGCUCACAUGCCGUGGAAAGUCCCUAUGCGACCGGUAGCAGCGAAACUGUGUCUUUGGAGGCAACUCAGAAGGCACAUGGUCCCACAGGUGCCUCCAUGCCCGAUGGUGGCCCACGGGAAGUGCGAUCCAGCCACAAGCGUAUGUAUCCUUGGUUGGGCCAACGUCGUUUGUUUUUGUUGAAUUCCUACGCAGUGGUGCCCUUGGUUACACGUGGGAGUCUCAGCUUGAACGCAGGACUGUUUGCGGGUUUUGGUGUCACAGGUGGCGCCUCAUCCCCCGCAUCCUCCAUUGGGACGUCAUGUGUCUCACCGUCCACUGGGCGUGCCUCCAUUUACGCAUCGGACGUGCUACAGCUGGAGUGUAUUUGGGGUCGGAUGCAGUGGGCAGGUGUGUUCAACGUUGUCUGCUUUUCGUGGCCAUCGGCAUCGUUGCCUCUCUGUGAAUUUAUCGGCAUGACUCCCAGAACGGAUUGGUCGAUGCAAGUGGAUCGACUGCUCUUCAACUGGAGUGGUUUCUGCCGCGUCUUUGUUCGGCGUGGACGUCAUUGUCGUCGGGAUUCUUUGAUUUCAUUGAACUCCCCGGCGGAUUCGGCCCUCUCGUCUCAUGGCGAUGUGAACGCGGCACAGUCGUGUGCCGCGAAGAACAAUCCGCCACCGACACCCCCGGUAACUUUGACGUCACGUGGGGACACGGCAAUUUCCGGGCAAGAUGAGCACCACGCACACCCGCGUGCUGUGAAGAGUCCCCACAGAACGGAACGCCCGAGGGCUGCUGCUGAUAAUAAUAAUAAUAAUAAUAAUAAUCAAACCUACAACAAGAAUAAUCAUCAUCACCUUACUGAUGAUGAUGAAACUCCACCCGAUAGCGACGGAGGCCAAAUCUCCAAAAGACGUAAGAGUCGCGACACAACGGCAUUGAGUCAUCUGGCGAGGAAAAGUUCUCAGACCACCUCACACGGCGGGGAAGGCUACAGGUGGUGGCGUCUGGAGGAGCUCCGAUGCGGGGCAGGCUUGGCCGUAAAAAACGACCUAGCGAGUGGUGUGAAUUUGUACUGUGGCUGUAGUGCUCACUUUGGUAGGGCGUUAACUGUCUCUACGCAUGUGGACGUGCUUCGUCGCGCGUGCUGCUCCAUCACAUCCACCACAAGCUCUCUCGAUCUGGCCGCACGUCUGCGAAUGAACCUCAUCACCUGGCACCGCACCGAGUUGGACUUCGGUGUUGGCUGGCGACCGUUCAAACAAGUCUCUGGCCUUACCUGUCGACUCUCUCACUCCAUGGGCCGUACAUCUGUCGGCAUCACCAUCAAAGAUGUUGGCACUCAGUACAAGCUUUUGCGUUGCAGCCGGUGUGCCAAGAGAGAAGAGCAUGAAGAGCGCCAGGAGCAGGAAGGACGAUCGUGGCCGUGGCGGCGACGUGACUCUCAUGAUGACAGCAUGUCACAGGAGAAUGUUGGGGGAACGACUUCUGUUCCGACAUUAUCCACGACAUGGUCCCUGUCGGACUGGUACGACCCGUACGUUGGGUGGGUGUGGCGGUUGGGUGGAUCGAUUUUCAGCUCCGCUUCACUCUCCUCUUCACCUUCUGCCGCCUCUCCCGCGGAAGGUGUGGCGGCGCAUGCCCCGGGCCUCCGCAAACGUCUGUCGCAAGCCAUGCGAGCGGGUCUUGACUACGCGGAUGCACUCUCUCGUCAGACAGAAUUUGACCUUACUCUGGGUCUGGCUGAGGAGCGAAACUACUCAAGAAAACCGCGCUGCUUUGUUGUUCUCUCAGCUCAUUAG
Molecule: messenger RNA, 2004 nt
Organism: Trypanosoma cruzi
Lineage: Eukaryota; Euglenozoa; Kinetoplastea; Trypanosomatida; Trypanosomatidae
Exons: 1
Coding region: 1-2004 (667 amino acids)
Source: RefSeq, a predicted model, not a curated record